Molecule: messenger RNA, 3821 nt
Organism: Vespa velutina
Lineage: Eukaryota; Metazoa; Arthropoda; Insecta; Hymenoptera; Vespidae
Exons: 8
Coding region: 1730-3772 (680 amino acids)
Source: RefSeq, a predicted model, not a curated record
AUGAGACAUGAUAACAAAGAAAAGAAUGUUCUGUAUUUUGAUACUAACUUCCAUGAAUUGUCUGAAAAUAUCCAUUGUAUCCAACAGUUUGACAUACUUAGAAAAAGGAAUGAAUGAAGAGUAUAUCCAAUUACAAUUAAUAACCACCAUUUUCCCUAUAAUAUAAAAAUCAUAUUAAAGUAUAAAAUAACGUAAACAAAAGUAAUGAAUUGACUAAUAAAAUAUUAAUAACUAUACUUGUUGACUUGGCCGGCGUAAGGCCAAAUAAUCUUUUAAUGGAACCCAUGGGCCAAAGAACGAAGUAGCUGCACAAAACAUAUAUCCCAUAUAACUGUAAAAAUCUGGUAUGUUGUUAGAUUCAAUGCUAUCUGCAGCAACACUAAUAGUUUUCAUUGCCAUGGUCAUAAUUAUACUGCGUACUUUAUGCCAGAUUAUCGGUUUCAUAUAAAAUUCACUAUAAAAUAAAAUCAUAAUUCAAAUUAUAAUUAUCCAGAGAUAUAAAUGAACAUAAAUUAUAUCCAUGAAAUUAAUUAUAGAUAAUUUUAAUCUAAUCUUAACAGUAAAAAUAAUAUAUACCAAUGUGCAAUUAUAAAAAGUGAUGGCAAGAAGACUCCUAUAUCUUUAUAAUACUUCUUUGGUAUAUGUAAAGUAAUGUAAGAAAGUAUAACAAAUAAUACUAAUAAAAAUAAACAUUCUUGCGCAUAAUGCUGAAUAAUACAUAUUCCAAUGACCAGUGAAAAUCCAUGAAAUAAUCUAUCAGAAAUAGAUUCUGCAACAUUAAAUAAUAUCAUGAAAAUAUAUGAGUGUAACAAUAUAGAUAAAAUAAAGGAAAUCCUUACGCAUUUGAGAUACAAAUCGAAAGAUAAACAUUGCAAGAAACAGUGGCAACAUAUAAAAUCCUGUAUCAUAGAGUGUAGGUACAAGACAAUAUUGAUAGAGUUCGGAAAAUGUUUCUCCUUCAGCAUCUUCGUAUUCAUAAUCAUAUUCUUGACCAUGAUAAUAACCAAGUCCAAUGAAGUCAUUUUCAUCAUCAUAAAAUACUGUAGUAUCUACAUCAUCCAUCACAGCUAUUUAUCUUCCAAAAACUUAAUGACAUACUUAAUGCAACAUCUUAUUUUUUUAACCUGAAUGUGCCCUAGAUAAUUAUAAGAGAAAAUAAGGAGACAAUAAUAAACUAUUAUGUAACUAAUACUAAGCAAAAACUAUUAAUUGUGUGCAGAUAUUUUAAACGAACUCAAUGAGUACAAACCUUGUAUACAAGUAAAUAUACCGAUUAAUGAAUGUUUAGUUUAAUAUAUUGAACGAGUUAAUUACUUUUUGUUUGAUAGCGUUUCGCAUAUUAAUAUACUGACAUAAUGAUUAAUAAUCAAGGUAAUAUUGUUUAAAUAGUAAAUUGUACGAUAUUUCGAGAAAUAUAUUGUAAGAUGCACAAUUCCAUCUUAACUAUGAUGGCCGAAAAUACCAUCAUUUAUGGUUUUUUUUAUAUCAUGUACAAAUAUAACCUAUAUUAGAUGAUAAAGUAAAUAAGCUUUAUUUUUUUCUUUGUAAUUAAUAAAAAUUGUCAAUAUUCAGAGAAGAAUUGAAUAAUAUUUUGUAUAUUUAAGCAAUUUUUUAUAUUUAAUAUUUAUUGUGAAAAUUUAAUAUAUUUUUAUGAUUCAUAAAAAACAUUAAUAUUUAAUGUGAAACAUUUUUAAUUGUAAAUAUUUAAUAAUUAUCAAAAAACACGACUAUGUUAAGUCAAUACAACGAUAUUGAAGAAGAUGAAGAAGUUAUAUUUGAGGGUAGUGAACUGUAUGAACAUUUAUCUGCACUGGGAUAUGCAGAUUUUGAAACUGCAACAGUUCCUAAAUCUCAACUGACGUCACAAAAGAAAUCCAUCUAUAUGAAUGCUAAUAUUAUCAAUGAUAUAGGUAGAAACAUCUAUAAAUAUAUAUUGGAUUUAAAAUCUUGGAUAACACAGGACAGUAGUAUAUCCAAAGAACAAUUGCACAUUAUUUUAAGUGCCAAAACACUUUUAGACGAUCAUGCAUGUGCAAUUAAUAGUUAUACACAGAAAUAUUUUCCUUCUACACCAUGGAAAAAAAUGUUAAGGAAUUUACUUGUUAAUGGUACAAUAAUAUCUUCUUUUACGUACUUAAUAUUCUGUAAAGACAAAAAAGUUUCAAAUGUUAUAAUAACAUUCUGUAUAUUAUAUUUCACUGGUUAUAGAAACUACAAAGCUUUACAGGCACAUAAAGAAUUAAAACGAUUAGUAUUAUUACAAAAUGAAUUUUAUGAUUUAUGUAAUAAAGGAUUAAAAAUUUUGAAACAUAAUUACAAGAUAAAAAUUAAUUCUAAGAAAGCAAACCAACCAUUUCAUGAUCUUAUGGGAGAAAGAUUAAUAUACCUACAACCAAUAAUGGAAAAUUUAAUUAAAUCUAUGGAAGAUCUUUGUCAAAUUUAUCAUCAUAUUAUUUCUAUUAUGACAGCACAAUAUCCUAAACAUAUUUUUAAUCAAUUUAUAAUAACAACAUUUGAAGAUAAUGCAUUUAAAAUACGUGGAGAAAUUAAUUAUGAAACAUUGAAGCAAUUAUAUUAUACUUAUGUUCUUAUGCAAUCGGAACUAUUAUAUUUACUGGCUAUUGCAUAUGAUAUUAAAACAUGGUCUUUAACUUGUGAUAAAAUUUCCAAGGCAAACCUAUUUUAUAUUAUUUAUAAAUUGAAUAAACAAUUGAUAAAAUACAAGAAUAAAUUGUCUCUGUGUAUCAAUUCUUAUUAUAAUUGUAAAGUGGAACCAGUUCAAUAUAAUUUUAAGGGUACAGUUACAUCGAAAUGGCAAGACCUUUAUUUACAUUUGAAUUUGACAUCUAAUAAGAUUCAACAGGCAUAUGAUCGUAUAAUAUCAAUGAUUAAUGAUAUUGAUACCUGUACUGAUGAUACCUCAACCAAUAAUGAGAUGUUAGAAAAAAUGAUGGAAAAAAUGGAUGAAGUGUAUAAGCAAAUAGACGUAGCUAGAAAUUUUGCUGAAUUUAGUAGUUUAUUAAUAACAAAAAUAAAAUAUAAAAAUUCCAAAACGAGUUAUACAAAACAAGAUACUAGAAUACAAAAUGUAAAUGAAAACUUGCCAGUAAUAAUUGAUACAGAACCAGAAAUACUUGAUGAGGUAUUUGAAGAAUAUAUUAAAGAAGAAUAUCUGAAACCUUUGUAUGAAGAAGAUCAAGAGAUUUUAUUACAAGAAUAUAAGUUAGAUAAAUUGUUGGCAAAGAAUUUUAUGAGUGAAUUAAAAGAAGCUUUGAUUGAUAAGCAUAAAACUAUGUCAGAAAGAGAAUCUAAAGCACUUCAACGUAUGUACAAAAACGUAAUAAAUAGUGCAAAUGAUUUGGGGAGUAAUAACUCAAAAUCUUCAAUACCUAUACCACCUCCAAUGCCUUCUUUGUUUAAUAAUUCUAUAUCGCUACGUAAUAAUGAUUCUAUUAAUUACGACGAUAGUGAAAUUUUUCCUAUAAAAUUGACAAAUACAUCGAAUACUGAAAUAUUUCAUAAACAAACGUCAAAUGUAAAUAAUAUCGUAGAAAAUUUUAAAUAUGCAAAUGACAACAAUGAAUCAACGAUUGAAGAUAACGAAGAUAGUAAUGAUUUUAGACCAUUGUCAUCGAUAAAAUUUCAAAAUCCUGUUAUACAAUUUGGAUUAAAUAUGCCUCCUAAGUUACUAUCUAUGAAUGAAGAAAUGUUUAUAGGUAGUGGAGAAAAUUCCGAAAGUGACAUUGAGCCAGAAAAUGAUUCAAUUAAAUAAUAUUCUGUAUUCAUUUAUAAAAAUAAAUAAUAACAAAUUUGAGUACUUA